Cyclopterus lumpus (lumpfish) is the source of this 4017-nucleotide messenger RNA. RefSeq lists its product as uncharacterized. The record is from RefSeq and is a predicted model, not a curated record. The transcript has 2 exons. The coding region runs from base 826 to 2169 and encodes 447 amino acids. Lineage: Eukaryota; Metazoa; Chordata; Actinopteri; Perciformes; Cyclopteridae.
GUCCCCGCAGAGCGCAGAGCGCAGAGCCGCGCUGAAGCCCCGUCUGUCACCGAGAGAGAGAGCGAGGAUCUCCGCGCCUUCACGGGACCGGAACCAGCGGAUAAACGGAGCGAGAGAAGGUGUCCCUGCAGGUGAGGACAAGGACAAGAUCUGCAUCUGCCCCAUCUGUCCAUCAACGGACCAAGUGCCUCGGUGCCGGCCACCCUCAGGUCACCUCAACCACGACGGGCGCCGAACAAUAAAAGUCUUGACCCGGCAUCCCUCAGACAACCUGCACAGAACAAAUAUUUGAGGCCAAUAUAUCUAAUUUCUCCAGGCAGCCGUCACUGAAAAGAUCAACAGUGAAGGGUGUUGUUGGGAGAGAGAAGGAGAGAAGAAGAAAAAGUGGGGGAGGAAAAAGCAACUCUUUCAAAGUGUACCCUGUCUGCUAUUUCUGCUGUGGUGUGGGCAGGGAGCGUCUCAUUUGGGAGGGCUCUUGGCUGACAAAAAAAGGACUUCCUUGUGCCCUGCCUGCCUAUCUAAAUGCCUGAGUAAAUACUGGAUAGAUAUAUCAAUUUGUCUGGUCUCUUACAUUGCCCAACAAAGAGACUGCAAGCUAUUUAUAGAAAAAGUUCCAACAAACUUGGACUCUGUGGUCUCCUGAAUUGCUACCUAUCUAAUACUCCUCAGAGAAGAUUCAAGAGCUGUUUCAACAGGAAAGAGAGCAAGUUUUGUCACUUCAAAACUUUUUGCAAACAAUCAACAACUACUUUCUGGGGCACACCAGGGGCUGUCGGUCAUUUAAGGGCUGCAGUUUUGAUGUCUUCCCCAGCUCAGUAAAUCAACAUGAAGCCCCUAACGCCAGCUGGAUCCCCCUCUCCUCUAAGGCUCCUCAACAAGGGUCCAGACUACCUGCGCAGACAGAUAGACGGUGGAGGCUACGGCCGCUCAAUCAGCGCUGUGGAGAGGCUUGAGGCGGACAAAGCCAAAUAUGUUAAGAGCCAGCAGGUGAUCAACACCAAACAGGAGCCUGUGCUGGUGCCAUGUGCCACCCCGCCACCGCAGCCCCGCCAUGCUAUAUCCAUCCCCGGGAGCCUGACGCCUCGUCUUCCCCCGCGCCGUUCGUCCAACACCCCCUUCUCGACACUCUCUGGCUCGUUCACCUCCAGAGAUGAGAAUGAAGACGAUGAUUCCAGGAAGGAGAACAGACGGACCUCUGUGGACGUUGAGGCGCAUAACAGGAGCAAUGCGAACAGUGUCCUGCCUCCCAACCCCAGGACUCCUGGCAUCAACGCCUUGGUGGCGCCGCACAGUGCCCCUGUACUCAGGAGAAGCACAGGCAAACGCAUGUUGCGGCCGGACUCCCUUGUCAUCUACAGACAGAAGAAAGAGUGCAAGAGUCCAAACGGUGCAGCGGUGGGAGAGAACAACAACACGGAAGUGAGGGGCUACAGUUUUGUCCGCCGCCUCUUCCAGGGCUCCAUGAGGGAGAAGGGAAGCGGAGGUGAAGGCAGGAUCCAGAAGAUGGUGAUCGGUGAAGAAAAAGCGCCAUCACGUGAUGGAGACUCCCGCAUGUCUUGGACCAAUGAGAAAGACACUACAGAUGGAGGGCCAGGAAGCAGGAGGUCCAGUAAAACUGAUCCAGAACGCAGCCCAGGGUCUGUCCCCAGCCCAGGGCUUAGCUGUACGCUUGAACGGACUAAGAACGGAUUUACAAAUGGCACCGGUGAUGGUAUCACCAAUGGCAACCACUCAAGUAAGUAUGAUGACGAGAAUGACCCAUGGAAGCGAGUGUCGCCCCCACCGGCGCCCAGGAGGCAGUUUGGGGAGUUGCGGCGCUCAAAGUCAGACCUGCGUCUGCGCUGCUCGGCGGAUUUAUCGGAGCAGGAGCAUUUCUUUGACUUCUGCGGGCUGGACAUGGACAUGAUAGAUCGUCUGGGUCGCACAAACUUCCUCUCGGGUGCCAGCUCCAUAGACACACUCUCGUUGGCCCUCCGCAGUGUGGGCGGGGACGGCUGCUCGGAGCCCAGCGAGUUCUCCCAGCACUCAGGAGACGGGCUGUUUCAGGAGGAGCUGGCCGAGCAGCCUCCCACUGGUGUGUCGAUCAUUGAGAGGAACGCUCGCGUCAUCAAGUGGCUUUACGGGUGUAAGAAUGCUGCUCGAGAGGGACCCAAAGAGUCUACAGUUUAAUCUAGGAACAAGGAACCAUGUGCAGGGAGUCUGAAAGUGUUCUCUCCAGUGUUUCUUUUUUGGGAUAUCACCUUUACCCUUUGUGCAAGGAUUGAAUCAUCAAGAGCAACCGUAUAAGCUGUGAUUAGCUAGCAGCAUUGCCGCAAUGCAUUGUGGAAGGAAGAAAUCCUUUUUUUCUUCUUCUACUAUUUUCUGAACAGCAAUGCAAGUCAAUUUUGUUCUUUCAAUGUCAGAAGAAUUUUAGACGCACGUACGGUUAGCACUCCAUGGCACACGGUUACUUCCUGUAUCUUGCGCCAAAGAGACUGUUUCUUCAAAUGAGAGGACAACAACUGCUUCUAUAGUUAUCUCCUGUCAAAUUGAUAUAUUGUAUUUAUAGAGCUAUUGUGUCGGUACAUAGACACAAUAGAUCCUUACUGAUGAAUGGAACCAUUUCCCCCAGCAUCAUGUGUGUGUGUGUGUGUGUGUGGAGUAGAUGUUGUUGUCCUCUUUAUUUGUAGCUUCUUUUCAGUUCCUGGCCGAACUGAUCUGAAAUCAGUCCCUGUGACCCUUUCCAAGGCACAUAAGUGUUUGUUCGUCGUGACACAGUUAGUGUCCUUGACACCAACACUUUCCCUUAAUGACUAAAUUGAAAUGGAAAACCACUAAGCUAUGUUUUUUCUAAACUGGAAAACUCUUAGUUGUGAAGUGAACCAUGAGUACCUCAUUCGGAUCUGUCCCAGUUUAGUUUGUGUAUUGCCUUUUUUUUUUUACUCCUAAACGCAGGCGUUGGAACAAACAUGCGAGGCACCCCUGUGGGGUUGUUAAUGCACUGAACUGGACAGACAGAGAGGAAAUAAAAGAUAGACAUAUGGCUCGGACUCUUUAUAGAGAUUCAUCUCAUAUAACUUUAAACACUGAGCUGGAUUCAAAGCAGCGUCUGCUUCGUGAAAGCCAAGGAGCCAUGCCUGGCCAGUCAUUUUCAUCAUUUUCAUCUCAUGUUCUAAACCCCAAGAAGGGUUUGAUUCUCACACAGUAUAAACACUGUCCAAUAAUCACUUGUGACAGUCAUUGAUUACCACAUCGAACACUUCACGCGUGUUCAGUGCUCAUAGCUGUGUCAGCUAUAUAGUUGCAAGUUGAGCAACAGGGAAAAAUAACAUUUACGGGCAAAUACAAGCACAGUGAGAACUUGAAAGUCACCAAAUAAGUUUAAAAAACUAAUACAAUGUCAAGAAAAUUAUAUAUAUAUUCACCUUCAAAAGUGAAAGAACUCAAGUUGUUAAACUCUUUACAGCGAAAUGUGUUUAGGGUGUCACUUUUACCAUCUGUCAGUUUACAGACAUUUAACCUUCCCAGCUGACGCAGUCAGCCGAUUCCCAUCAAAACAAGAAGGGGAGGCUUUUGCCUCCUUUCUCUGAUAACCACAGAUCCUACCUCACUUCAUCCAUCCUUCAGCAAUGUUCACUUUAUCACCAUGAAAGGAUGCCACUGAAAUAUGAACUGGGGGUCUGCCGAGGUAUGUAGAGGUUAGACUGAGAGGCGUUCUGGGGUGAGAAUUACUGAACACAAGGGCAUGAUUUAUUUGUGCAUGUGAUAAAUGGACACAAUUAAUAUACUCGCAGCUUUGAUAUGAUUUAUUUUCUGUAUUCGUCAUCAGCGUGGCACACUCCUGAAACCCCUCCAACCUUGAUCUUUGUUUUGUUUUUAUAUUUCCCUGUGUAAAACCAUUUGGUUGCAUGUUUACAAAGUGGCUCCAUGAAAUUCUGAAUCUCUUUUUUCAUUUGUUAUAUAUGAGAGUUUUUAUUCCAAAGAUUUUUGUGUAUGAUGUACACAGCAAAUAAACACAAAUAAUGAAAUAAGUAUGUG